AUGGAACCACCAAAGAAACAAAUCAAGCUAGGGAGUAGUAGCUCCAAUGCAAGAGCAGCAAUACCAACUUCACCACAUUCCAUUGAUGCAAUCAAGAACAUGUGGAGAGUCCAAGAAGGAGAAGAUGAUUGGGCACUUGUAACCUUUGUUGGAGAACAAAUCCAAGACCCAAGAAAGUGCAAGAAGGCAAUGGAGAAGGAAGCUAGGCUUGAGCAAGCUCUUCAAGCUAGAGUAGUGAGUACUCAACUCACCAAGGAGUUCCUCUCCACAGUAGCUCUUGCCUUUCCCAACCACAAUGGAGACCAACCAGCUGGUGAUGGACUCCUACUCUUCAAGAUAGGCGAUGCCAAUGGGCGCAUCUCCAUCUCAGCUCUAUGCCAACUCUUUGGACUUCCCAAUGAGACAGCACAUGACUUCAAGGAGAACUCAAAGAGGAAACAAGCUGCCUUUGCUGAUUGGACACACUUUGCCAAUGAACCAUUCUUGCCUUCAAGAUCAAAGGUGUCUAGAAUCACUCAUCCAGCCAUUCGCUAUGUGCACCGCCUCAUCUCCACCACUUUCCAAUGCAAACAAGAAGCCAACAAGGUCACAACUGAUGAGUUCUACAUCCUCACCACACCAUUCAUCAAGCAUGAGUACAAGGCCAACCUUGGACUUUUACUUGCCAAGACAUUCAUCAAUGUGAGGAAGCUAGCUCAAGACUUGGAAGGCAACAAGAAGCUUUGUGUUCGUUUUGGGAGGCUUAUCACGGCCAUAGUACAACAUGUGGGGAUUGACAUUCCCAACUAUGAGCCACUACCCAAGCCAACCCCUUUGGAUCUCCAUGCUCUUCAGCACAUCCACUUCCUAAACCGUUGGACUAAAGACCCAACUCGGUUUUGCUAUGAGUUUCCAAUUGGUCCAGCCAACACUUCCCUUGUCUUGCUGCCACAUGAAGACAUCCCAAGCCUACGCUCAGGUGUUGUCACUUUCCAGCCCAAUGAGGAAGACUUCUAUGUUCCAUCAAGUGAGAAACCAUCAUUCCCCAUGCUCACCUAUCGCACACUUCAGCAUGCAGUCAAGACUCAACGCCGCCACCAAGAACGCCAUGUUCUCACUACUGGCAUGGCCGCGAACCAAGCUCUAGACCGUGUUAACAAGCUGGAGAAGAUAGUGGAAUGCCAAUCUCGCUUCAUCUCACGCCUAGUUCCGUGUAGUUCGCCACAUUGCACCGGAGAGACUCUUUCGCCCUUCUUCCACCGCUAG
Microthlaspi erraticum is the source of this 1245-nucleotide messenger RNA. Lineage: Eukaryota; Viridiplantae; Streptophyta; Magnoliopsida; Brassicales; Brassicaceae. The record is from the annotation of a GenBank genome assembly.